GCCAGGCGACCGAUAAUCUGAUCGAUAAUACGGCCGUGUUUCGUACCCGUCAUUUGGCACUGGUUUCCCGGUUGUACAUGGGUCAUUUUGGUAUUCGAACGGUAUUCCCACCUCUAUGGAGGGUGGUCUGCAUGGUUGGCCGAUCACCCCUGAUGAACUGUAGUUGCAGCCUAAUGACUCAGGCAUCAUCCAUAAUCUUAUGUAAGAUUUGACAGUUCCCGGUAGUUACCUAGUUAAGUUAGUUAACUAUCUAUAUAAUAGAACCAGCAAACAAACGCCGAUUGAGAUCGUUUUACCCCUCUAUGGGCCGCUAAUGUCACUGGACUGAUUUUCUAGAGAUUCCUACCUUCCCUGCUGAAUUGAGUAGACAUUGUGCUUGUAUUCCUCGCCCACUGUCAGGUGCCCCCAAGCAAACUUGAUCGGGCCAGACAAGUCCACCAGUCCCAAUCGGGCGUUAGCGUCGGUUUGCUGCCCCUCGAAACCAACCAGCGAAGAACGAGGGAAAAGAAAAAAAAAAAAAAAAAAUUAACCCCACCAAAAAGGUUGGUCAAGAAAAACGGGUGGCACUAAAACUUCAAAUAUUAGGAUUCCCCUCUUUCUUCCUUCUCCUUCCGUGUGCCAUUUCACUCUCAUUUCCUCAUCUUCGUCUUUUUUUCUUGUUACUUAGGUUGAUUCCUAUUCAUCUAUCAAAAUGAUCAUCUACAAGGAUAUCUUCUCUGACGAUGAGCUUGUCUCUGACACCUUCGAUCUCAAGGAGGUCGAAGGUGUCCUCUUCGAGUGCGACUGCAAGAACAUUACGAAGAAGGCGAACGAAGACAUCCAGCUCGAGGGCGCCAACCCCUCUGCUGAGGGUGGUGACGAGGACGCUGGCGGUGAUGAUGGAACCAUUCAGGUCCUCGACAUUGUGGACCAGUUCCGUCUCCAGGAAUACCCCAAGAUGUCCAAGGAUGAUUACAAGAAAUACAUCAAGGGCUACAUGAAGAAGGUCCUCAGCAAACUUGAGGAGACCAAGGCCUCCAAGGAGACGAUCGACGAGUUCAAGAAAGCUGCCCCGGCCGCCGUCAAGAAGAUCGUUGCCAACUGCGACAACUACGAUUUCUUCGUUGGUGAAUCCUUUGAUGCUGAGGCUAUGCUUGUCCUUAUUGACUACCGCGAGGACGGUGUCACCCCCUACGCCACUCUCUGGAAGCACGGCCUUAAGGAGAUGAAGGUCUAGGUUACAGUUUGCUGCGAAUAAUGUCUUGAAUGAAAGAAGGAAGGUGCUGGAGAACGCGAUUAUCCUAAUCCUGACAGAGCAAGUGAGACUGGGCAAUCCCUUCGAGGAACCCCUCAGUCUCACCUCCUAGUCUUCUACUAUAGCUCCCUCUAUAUCGCUUCCUCAGUAUCCUGCUUGAGAUCAGUCACGCCUCAUGAAUCCCAAAGCUGUUAUGUCUCUUUCUGCAUUAUCAUCUGCCCUACACUAGGACAUCAAAACUUAUAUACCGCCCGCUUUUCUCCGCCAUUCCAUCCAGAAUUUGGAUAGGUGAAAAAAAAUAUCAGAUUCACCCUGUUAUUCAGGACUAUCGGUUUUUUUUAACUCUCUUCUACCCCGAGUAUGCGUAGUAUGUCGUAAACAGGAGUGUGGCUUCGUUCAUAAAAACUUAUAUACAAAACGACCAGGUAUAUGUACCGUAGAAUACAAGAAAUAAACAAACGCCUCUAAAUUCCCCAAACAGGAUGGUUCAGAACAAAUAGAGCAUCAACA
Molecule: messenger RNA, 1744 nt
Organism: Aspergillus pseudonomiae
Lineage: Eukaryota; Fungi; Ascomycota; Eurotiomycetes; Eurotiales; Aspergillaceae
Product: translationally-controlled tumor protein
Exons: 4
Coding region: 692-1216 (174 amino acids)
Cellular component (GO): cytoplasm
Molecular function (GO): calcium ion binding
Source: RefSeq, a predicted model, not a curated record